Molecule: messenger RNA, 3733 nt
Organism: Heterotrigona itama
Lineage: Eukaryota; Metazoa; Arthropoda; Insecta; Hymenoptera; Apidae
Source: the annotation of a GenBank genome assembly
UAAUAAUCACCAGUUUACCGUGGUUGUCGUUAUGUGUAGUAAUUGUAAAAAGUAAAUAUUCAACAUAGAUUCUAUCGUGAAUUAUCUAUCGAUUCUAUAAUAAGGCAAAAACCAACAAAAUUAUGUUGUCACCUUCUUCGAGUGCUGGCGAUAAUAAGGAUGUGCUUGCCAAUGAAAUCGAAGUAUUAUUUCCAAAUAUCAUAGAAGACAAAAUAGGAACUGUAGAAUUUUUGAACGCAGCACGAGGCAUUGUAAGAAUUAUUGAAACUCACAACCCGAUAUGUAAAGGACGAAGAAAAAAAUGCGACUCUACAAGACAUGAUUUUAAUUGAAAAAAAUACUGAAACCAAUUUAAUCGCUACGGAUGCUUUAAUGUGGUUAACAAGAGGUUUACAUAUGAUUUUGCUAUUUUUUGAGCAAAUUAUCGAAGAUGCUAAAACAACUACACCAACAGAGGAUUUAGUAGCAUUUUUAAAAAAAGCUUAUAAAGAAGCUUUAGAACCGUAUCACGGCUGGAUGGCACAACAACUUUUUGACCUCCUUUCGCUCAUGGUGCCUACACGUUCACAACUUUUACAAGCCCUUACUAAUAAACAAACAACUGAGAAUAGCACCGUUAUACAGAACAUGGAAUUUUAUUUACAGCGCUUACAAAAAAAUGUGUCAGUAAUACAGUUAUUUUAUAAAACUAAUAAUCUUGAUCCUUCAAGAUAAAAUGUUUUGUUAGUCUCAAAAUUGUAUUCAUUAGGUGUCAUUAACUAAGAAUAUUAGCUAAAGGAAAAAUUGGACAAUAGUACUUUGAUAUGAUACACUAGUAUACUGUAUAAUAAUACUUAACCUAUAAACCUAUUUGCUCAAAAAUCUAUAUAUAAUUCCUAGUUAUAAAGUUAUUUUAGGAUAUUCACAUUAUGUAUAUGUAUCAUAUAAAUGCAUUAAAUAAAAUACUUUAGCACGGUGAUCUGCCAAAUUCAUUAAAGCAAUCAUUCCUGUAAUAAUUUCAAUAAGAAGAAGACAAACCAUAAAAAAAUUGAUUAAUAUUUCGCUAGAAUGAGAUAAUAUCCCACGAUCAAAAAGAAGGAAUGCCUCUAGGGGAAGCUGUAUUAAUAUUGAGAUUAACCAACAACUAGUUAAUUCUGGAAUCUAAUAACAACUUUCUUAUUAUAAACGAACUAUUAUAAACGAGCUAUAAAGAAAAUUAACAAAGUCUAUUGCAAAUAAAGUAAGAUUACCUUUCCAGUAAGAUUUCCUAGGUAUCCCAAAUAUAGUUUUAAACUUUCAAAAAUUGAAAGUACCAGAAAUGUUGCUACAGCUAACAAUUUAUAAACAUUUGACAAAUUAUUGUACUUUGCAUCCAAGUUAACAAUAGAAAUCAACAGCCAAACUGGGAAAAGCCACAGAUUCACAUAUAGAGCUAUUUGAAAUGGUAAAUUAGAUCUUGUUUUAUUACCUUCAUGAUACAUAAAUUUAGAAAAUGUUUCAUUAGUAAUAUUCGUUAUAGGGAACUGUGACAUAUUUGAAACAAAUUCUUCGACAUGAUAAUAACGUUAUUGAAACCAGUUUUUAUUCAACAAUUUCCACUAAACGUUUUAAGGAAAUGUUUACAUUUUUAUAUUAUCUUAGGUUUGUAUCCAUUCACCAUGUUAACUUAGGUUUGUACCCAUUCAUAUAUUUAUAUAUUUGGUACAUUGAUCUUAUUUUACAUUUUGUUUAACACACAUACAUAUGUGUACAUAUAGUUUUGAUCUAGAAUCUUCCGUGUAAUACAUUUUUUUUUUACUCUAUCUCUUUUCUUCCCCUUUCUUUGUACUUUCCAUCUCUCUUAAUUGCUUACUCAUGGUAAAAUUAUUCAACAAGAAAAAAGAUAUAAAAAUAUACAAGUUCUAAAUAUAACGAGAAAACAUUGUAGGAAUCACGUCAAUUAAAAAUUAACAACGGUGAUGUAUUCAGAAAAAUCUGCUUUAAUCUGAAAGUUUCCAAGCUUAUUGCGACUGGUUUGACCCACGUAGUAGCGUGACAUGUGUUUUGUGGUUUCGAGGCUGAAACGGAUUGCGAGUGAAGUGACAAACAAAAGACGUUUAUAAAAUUUGUGUAGUUGUGCGUAGAAGCUCAUGCGGCAUUCGACCUGUUGAAACGAGUUAGCUUCAAUUUCUCGUAAAACGUGAAAAUUUUUUAUCAAAUUUGAUUAGUUAUUUGAAGAGUAACGUCAAUCACUUCGGAUAAAGGUUAUCCGAUCCCGUUUUCAUCCUUAUAAAGCGGUGACAAUUUCUGAGAUGGCCGGUGCAAUGUUGUUCGAACGUGCACAAGCAGUUUCAAUGACGAAUCGUAGCGAAGGUAUUUCACUUUUAAGUGAAAUCGUCUCUGAUCCGAGUAUUGGUGUUACGGAGGAUGAUGAAGAUAACAUUCGGGUGAAAGAACAAGGUAUUUUACAUCUUGGCGAACUUUACAAGAAAGAAGGCAAGGCGAAAGAAUUGGCGGAGUUGAUCAAAGCUACGAGACCAUUUCUCAGUUUGAUCAGCAAAGCAAAGGCUGCUAAACUCGUACGAUCUUUAGUAGACUUUUUCUUGGACCUAGAAGCUGGUAUUGGCAUUGAGGUUCAACUGUGCAAAGAAUGUAUAGAAUGGGCAAAAGAGGAACGUAGGACAUUUUUAAGGCAGUCGUUAGAAGCGCGUUUAAUAGCAUUAUAUUUCGAUACUGGCAUGUACAGCGAAGCAUUACAAUUGGGAUCGGCUUUACUUAAAGAGCUUAAAAAGUUGGAUGACAAACAACUUUUGGUUGAGGUACAAUUAUUGGAAAGUAAAACCUAUCAUGCAUUGAGCAAUUUAGCAAAAGCAAGGGCGGCCCUUACCAGUGCUAGAACAACUGCUAAUGCAAUUUAUUGUCCACCGAAAAUGCAAGCUGCUUUAGAUUUACAAUCUGGGAUUUUACAUGCUGCGGAUGAGCGAGAUUUUAAAACUGCAUAUUCUUAUUUUUAUGAAGCAUUUGAAGGAUACGAUAGCGUAGAAAGCCCGAAAGCCUUGACAGCUUUGAAAUAUAUGCUGCUUUCAAAAAUUAUGUUACGUACACCUGAAGAUGUUCAAUCAAUUAUGUCGGGGAAAUUGGCUGUUAAAUACGCAGGAAAAGAUUUAGACGCAAUGCGGGCAGUUGCUGAAGCAAGCCACCGACGUUCAUUAGCGGAUUUUCAGACAGCUGUAAAAAAAUAUCGCCAGGAACUAGAAGAUGAUGUGAUCGUGCGUGCUCAUCUCGGCUCUCUCUACGAUGCGAUGCUCGAGCAAAACUUAUGUCGUUUGGUUGAACCUUAUUCUCGCGUACAGGUCAGUCAUAUCGCGACCUGUAUAUCACUGCCACUUACUCAAGUGGAGAAAAAGCUUUCACAAAUGAUACUGGAUAAAAAACUGAGGGGUGUUCUCGAUCAGGGUGAAGGUGUUUUAAUCGUUUUCGAAUAUACUCCGCGUGAUAAAACUUAUGAGAUUGCACUGGACACUAUACAUAGCAUGGGAAAGGUCGUCGAUACACUUUACCAAAAAGCAAAGAAACUCACUUAGCCUUAUUUAUUAUAUAUGUCUAAACAACAACGUUUAUACAACGUGUUAUACAAUCAUGUAUAGCAGAUUUCAUUUGUUGAUUUGAAAAGAAAAUGAUUUUUGAUGUACAAAAUAUGAAAUACAAUGGUAAUAGAAUGAAACGAUACAUUUUAUCAAUUUAUCUUAUUCAAAACAUUAUAAAAAAAAAAUAU